Messenger RNA from Sesamum indicum (sesame), 1397 nucleotides. Its product is annotated as protein CDI-like. Lineage: Eukaryota; Viridiplantae; Streptophyta; Magnoliopsida; Lamiales; Pedaliaceae. The record is from RefSeq and is a predicted model, not a curated record.
CAAUUCCUUCUCCCUCCAUUAUUGCAACGAAAAAAAUCUGUGAUCUAAAUUAAUCUAAAAUAAUUUGGGAAAGGAAGAAAAUCCCUUUACUCGUUUUUCUGUAUAAAAAUGCAUUCUUGACUCAUUUUCUUGCACAUCCAGUAAAAAAAUAUUCUCCUUAUUGUUAUUUGUUUACCAUCCCAGAUCUACUAAGUAGAUUGGUGUUUCUUGACUGAAGAUUAUGUCGGCCGGGGCGGAUUUGCGUUCUUCAAAUGGUGUUGAGGUAAAGAAUUCCGAUCCCAUUUCCCAGAAUUUGAGCAAUGGCAAUGUGAAGCCGUUCAAGGUUUUCAUAGGCUAUGAUCCGCGUGAAGAUCUUGCUUAUGAGGUCUGCCGCUAUUCUCUGCUGAAAAGAUCUUCAAUCCCAGUUGAGAUUUACCCCAUUAAGCAAUCGGAAUUGCGCCAGAAAGGCGUUUAUUGGCGCGAUAGGGGGAAGUUGGAGAGCACUGAGUUCUCCUUCUCCCGUUUCUUGACCCCGUAUUUGUCGAAUUACGAGGGCUGGGCCAUGUUUGUGGAUUGUGAUUUCUUGUACUUAGAUGAUAUCAAGAAAUUAGUUGAUUUGAUUGAUGAUAAGUACGCAGUAAUGUGCGUGCAGCACAAUUAUGCACCCAAAGAGACGACGAAAAUGGACGGUGCCGUGCAAACUGUGUAUCCUCGCAAGAACUGGUCUUCCAUGGUUUUGUACAAUUGUGGGCACUCCAAGAAUAAGGUUUUAACUCCUGAGAUUGUGAAUAAGGAGACAGGGGCCUUUCUGCAUAGGUUUCAGUGGUUGAAUGAUGAUGAGAUUGGGGAGAUUCCAUUUGUGUGGAAUUUCCUUGUCGGGCAUAAUAGGGUCGUAGAGGGCGAUCAGAACACGUUCCCUAAGGCGAUACAUUAUACGCUUGGAGGGCCGUGGUUUGAGCAGUGGAAGGAUUGUGAGUUUGGAGAUUUGUGGGUGAAAGAGUUGGAGGAGUACCAGAAAUCUGCAGGGAAGAAGGCAGAUUAGGUUGAUCAAUCUUGUCGAAUUUGUUAUUCAUUUCAUACAUAUAUAUAAAUAGAUGUGGUUGGCCCGCCACCAUUUGUCUAAUGACCUUUGUCUAGAUGUUGUUUAGAAGGUGUUGACUGGUGGAGGUGGUGUCUUUGUUAGCUAGCUACAUAUUGUUCCAGGUGUAUUCCGUAUUAGUUUGUAGUAAUCGGAUUGUUUGCUUGUCGUAGUUCAAGUUCUUUAUUUGUUCUAUGGCUAAGCAUUCUUGAGAUCACAUUGUAAUAGUGUAUUCGCAAUGAGUAUUAUUCAGAGGAAGAGAGCAAUAGGGUGUUUGAUGACUUUGUAGUAUGAUAUUCGUAAUGUUUUAAUGGAAAGCACUUCUGUUGAUGAAAUUGAA